Messenger RNA from Phaeodactylum tricornutum CCAP 1055/1, 4315 nucleotides. RefSeq lists its product with no specific name. The transcript has 4 exons. Gene Ontology annotation, cellular component: membrane. Bases 141 to 2480 code for a protein of 779 amino acids. The record is from RefSeq and is a predicted model, not a curated record. NCBI's taxonomy places the organism in Eukaryota, Bacillariophyta, Bacillariophyceae, Surirellales, Neidiaceae.
ACGGGGAGUCAAAUACUCAAAACAAUCACAGAACUUGAGAGUGUGUGCGUGUGUGUGCCAUACAAAUCCCAUAAAAUCCGCAACGGGCAGGAUUUCGGUACACACAAACACAAAUCCACAUCCAUCGACAACCACACACCAUGAACUUGUUUCGUACGAUUGCCCUCCUUGGGUUGGCAUCUCCCACAGUGUUGGCCUUUGACUACCAGAUCACCGGCAGCGAGAGCAUCGUCCUCACGGACGUCGAAACCGGCAUUGACAAGAUUGCCACCAUCUUUACCGACGAACAGAUUCUCGUGUCGGUCGAUGGACUCACCUGGGAACCGUCCACCACCAACGUCACCGAAUCCAAUAACCUCCUCGUUUGGGAAACCUUUCUGGACGGACAGUUGCAGCCCCAGGCCAGCGGUACUCAGUCCUUGGCCGAUACCGGACGCAUCCUCCCCACCCGAAUCGACGCCGGAGAAAUCGUCGUGGGCAGUGGGGGUCGGGUCAAUAUUCGUGUCGAAAUUACCGUCGACGGUAACACCAUCACGACCGAAAAAGAGUUUGAAGCGUACGGGUCCGGAGUGUCCAUUAUUCCUCUGCUCGUGGUCCUCGUGUUUGCGCUUUCGACCCGUAUGGUGGAAUUUUCCCUCUUUUCGGGCAUCUUUAUCGGAGCCUGCAUGAUUAGCGGCAAUCUCAAGGACGGGUUCAAGUCCACGUUGGAAGACUACAUCCUCGAGGCUCUGGCCGAUGUGGAUCACGGAUACGUUUACCUUUUCACGCUCUUUCUCUCUGGCUUGGUCGGAAUGUUGGAAAAGAGCGGAGGCAUGUACGGUUUCACCAAGGAUGUUUCGCGAUUCGCGACCACUCCCCGGACGGGUCAACUCGCCUGUUUCUCGGUCGGCAUUUUUGUGUUCUUUGACGACUACGCCAACGUCCUACUCGCCGGAGAAACCAUGCGUCCUCUUCUCGACCUACUCUACGUUUCGCGCGAAAAGCUCUCCUUCAUCGUCGACGCCACGUCCGCUCCCAUUGCCAGUCUUUCGCCAGUCUCCAGUUGGGUCGGAUUCGAAGUGGGACUCAUCCAAACGCAGCUCGAUAUCAUCGUGGAACGAGCCGGAACCGACGAUAUUGGUAUCAAGACCUCCGGUUUGGGAGUGUUCUUGCAAAGCAUCAAGUACCGCUACUACCCGAUUUUUAUGAUUGUUCUGAUGUUGGGAUUGAUCUACAGUGGCCGUGAUUUUGGUCCGAUGCUCGUUGCGGAACGCAAAACUCAAGUCUACGAACGCUCCGAUGGCGGUGACGGCAAGGGAGUCGCCAGCAAAAACGGAACCUCGGAGAAGCACAACGCCCCCAAGGAAGGAACGCCUUUGAAAUCCUGGAAUAUGGUGUUCCCCGUACUGGUUUUGAUUUUUUUCAUUUUUUACAUGCUCGUCAAAACGGGUGAGGAACCGGGGACCAGCCAAAGCUUCAUGGACAAGAUUGAAAACUCCAACUCGUAUUCGGCCCUGCUUUGGGGUACCAUGGCAGCCGUGAUGCUGACCACCAUCUUCUACUUGCUACAGCCAGUCAAGGAUGGAAAAGUUCUCGUUCCCGUUCCAAGUGUGGUGAAGGAGCUAUUCUUUUCGCGCAAAGAAAAAGACGAAGACGCCGAAUCGCCGCCUCGUUUCCUCAUGACGGUUCACGAUAGUGUCGAGAGCUUCCUCUACGGAAUGGGCCGCAUCUUUCCGGCCCUCAUCGUUCUGACACUUGCUUGGGCGUCUGGUGCUAUUAUGAUUGGCGUCGGCGCCGACCGCUUGUUCUCACGCUGGAUUGUCGGCGGUAUUGACCCUAAAGCCUUGCCCACACUUUCCUUUAUCAUUUCCAUGUUCAUGGCGCUGGCUACCGGAACGUCUUGGGGAACCAUGUCUAUUCUGUUUCCUUUGAUUCUGGUGCCAACGUACGACGCCUCCAACGGUGAUCCCACCAUUUUUUACGCCGUGACUGCCGGAGUUCUGAGCGGCAGCGUGGCCGGUGACCACAUGAGUCCAAUUUCGGAUACCACAGUACUAAGCGCCCUCGCCUGCGAUUGCGACCUCAUCGCACACGUGACUACUCAGGUACCCUAUGCCAUGCUAGUGGUCCUCACGAGUAUCAUUUUGGGGACCGUGCCGAUUGGCUACGAUGCCUGGCCUAAUAUCAUCGGAAUUCUCCUUGGAGCUAUUCUGUUGAUUGGAUUUGUGUACGGACUCUGCGCACCAGUAGUCAACGCUACCGGGCGUUUUGAUCCCGUCACCGAGCUUUUCAUCAAGUUUUCCAGCCGCGGUGAAAAGGAAUCCUCGCUUUUGCUCCUCAAGGAAGAUACGAUCAAGAAAGCUGCUGGCGAAAACGUCCAAGAGUCGAAGGAUCUCGAUGUCAGCGAAGACGAUAGCUCCAAGAAAUUGGAAGAAGCCGUCUACGAGACGCCGAUUGGCGUCGAAGCAGGGGAUUCUCGCGAGGAGAAUGAGAAUAUGUAGUAGUGGAAAGGUUUUCUCUUGAAAUUGCCGAUAAAUGUUUUACAUGGGCGAGACAGACCUUGAGCGUUUCUACUUAAAUUAUUUUUUAUUGAUACGGGUUUGCUCAAUGCCUCUCUCUGCAUUAUAGCAAGAGUUAAGUUAGUUUCGGGCCUUUUUCAUUUGAUCGCGAAUAUCGGUGGAGCUGAUAUCUACCCGGAAAUCCUUGAGGAGCGUAAAUUUCGCUCGUAACCUCUCCGGCAGCUGUCUCACGUCAUCUUCGCCACUCACAAAAUCAGGGUCCCCCAACUUUUGUUGCACCCUUCCACCCACUACGAAAUGGCAAGCCAUAUCAUCUAAAGCGGCGAUCAUUUGCUCCUCACAAUCGUUGUAGUAUUUCGGAUUUAAUAAACGCACCAAGGUAUCAGUCCCUAUCACCAUGUGCAGAGGAAUUUUCUGAUCGAAAGAUCGUACCACCUGCUGAGGUUGAAAGAUAUCAACCUUUUGCUUGAAGAGUGGUGCAUUUGUCAAAAGAAUACCCCAACGCUCCGGCAUAUCAGCCAGCGUCAAAAAAUGCUGAAUUCGACGGACAAUCUCGUCACUCGCAAGACUCGGUUUGUCGGCAUUUGUUAUGGACAACUCAAACCAAGCCACUUGACAACUAGACUCUGUUAGCGCUGCUUGAACCAGCUUUACAUGACCCUCAUGCGGGGGAUUGAAGCUUCCUGGAAAAACCAAAGAUUUGGGCGGUAAGAACGCCUGCGUCAAACACUUGAAGCCUUCCGCGGUGGGGAUUAAUGAAACUGCUUCCUCUUCUCCGCAUAAAAUUUUAUCUGCUGCCUGGCGCACGACCUCGUCUGGAUUAUAUCGUGCGGGAAUAGGGAGUGUUAUGCAUAACUGGUCACCACAGCCUGUCGUCAGCUCCAGUAAGGUCGAAGGCGCUGACGCACUUUCAAGUGCGUGCUCCAAGCACGUAAGUAUACAGUGACUGACGAAGACAUCUUCCUCAAAUCUACUGCGCUUCGUUGAAUCGCUGUCUCCUCCAACCAAAUCAAUUUUCAUGGCUACUUGUCUAGCGUCCGAGAAAGAAACGGCAACAAAGGCACGGCUGUUCCUUUUCGAAGUAUCAGAUCGCAAAGCCGAGGCGCAGCCAACACCAAUAGCGUGGGUCAUAUUUUGCAGCGGAAAGUGCCCGUAUUGAGGAUCACCCGCCGCCGAAAGCUUAAGCGCUUGUUUAAGGGCCGCUAGAGAAGAGAAAGAAGCCGAUUCCGCCGAGCAAUAUCGAAAUGUUUCCGAGUCGAGGUUUCGCUGCACAUACUGUCGAUAACUUUCGCGAUCGUACGUCAGUGUUCCUUCCAGAAGAAUACUGGAUGCUCCAGGAGUAGCUGCAAGGGUGGAAAGAAAGCUGCCCCCACCGCCGGCAACUGCCAAGGCGAGCCGGCAACUGGCACUGUGUCUUUUCCGAAAGUUGUUCAUGCGCUGUUGGAGGCUUUCAAGGGAAAAAUUCUCGUCUUCAGCCGUACUGCUACUGACACUACUAUAGAGAGAGACCACUCUCGGCAACAUGCUAGCUCUGGUUUCUGGUGUCGUCAUCACAGUAGACGACGGUCGACUUCCUUGUCGAGAGAAGAAACUUUUCGGCAACUUCCACAACAUGCGAGAGCUGAAUGAAAGACUUGACGUCGAGACGACCAACGAGCAGAAGAGGAGACUAACAGAAUGCGAGGCGAAGAAGCGGAUGAAAGAAGUACAAAAGGGCCUUCCCAGCAUCUUCACACCUCUGGCGCUUUGACUUCGUUUUACGUGCACCCCUACAUAAGUUUUCGAAUAUGGUUGACUGUAAUGUAAAACGAUCAAAG